Pseudomassariella vexata is the source of this 561-nucleotide messenger RNA. RefSeq names its product increased loss of mitochondrial DNA protein 1. The record is from RefSeq and is a predicted model, not a curated record. Lineage: Eukaryota; Fungi; Ascomycota; Sordariomycetes; Amphisphaeriales; Pseudomassariaceae. The transcript has 2 exons. Bases 1 to 561 code for a protein of 186 amino acids.
AUGGCGCUCAUAUCCGCCAAAACGAUCCUGACUUCGCUGUCCCUCUUCCACAUCACCUUGGCCUUCUUCUUCUUCACGAACCCGGAGUCCAUCGCGGAUCAGGCACUGGUUUACGUCUUGGGUGAAGCUAUGGGCAUGCCCCAAACAACCGCCUUCAACACCCCCACCCCAACAACCUCCUUCCUCUCCAUCGCCCUCCUCGUGUUGGGCCUCAGCGAUAUCCUAUCCCUCUCGAUGCCCGAAGAAAUCUGGCUAGUCCACUACUGGGGCAGCCAGACGCCCCUUCGUGUCAUCCUCUUCUCCAUCCUGACCAUUUUCACCUUCCUGACGUCCGGCUCAUCUAAACGAGGCGGGGGCCGCAUGUCGCACCCCGUUGCACCCUCAGGCCUAGGUCUUGCGGCUGGAGGAGGCUGGGGCGGAUUGAGAAAUAGAGUAUUCUUCACGUUUGCGUUCUUUGAGAUGCUUAGUUGGUUUUGGGUUUGGGUUACGCUGAGGGAAGAGGCCGGACGGUUCACGCAGAGGAAGAGGAGGAGAAGUUCCGCAGCUGCGGAGAGGUAUUAG